AUGCUCUCGCGACGAGCUCAGGAGCAGGUUCCCAACAGCGCAUCCAACGAGAUGUGGGACGUGAUGAAAGAGCCGUGGGACCGGCAUGAAAACGCGGAGGGCUUCGUUAACCUCGGUGUGGCAGAGAACCGGUUGAUGCAGAGGGAACUUCAGGGGUUCCUCACAGAACACUGGUCGGCCCAGGAUAGCGUCCUUACGUACCAGGACGGCCCGCUCGGCAGCCAGCGAGUGCGACGGGCGCUGGCGAGGUUUCUGGGGCGGGAGCUAAAGACGUACAGGCCCCUGUCGGCGUCCCAGAUCCUCGUCACUAACGGCGUUUCCAGCGCACUCGAGCAUGCAGCAUGGGCCUUGGCCGACCCAGGCGAGGCGUUCCUCUUGGGUCGGCCCUACUACGGCCAUAUCACGCUUCAUCUGCGGCCCCGGGUGCAGACGGUGCCCGUCACUUUCGGUCAGGUGGAUCCAAUGGGACUAGAGGCGGUCGACUGCUACGAGCAGGCGCUUCUUGGCGCGCGAGCUCAGGGCAUCGUAGUUAGAGGCCUGUUUCUGUGCUCGCCGCACAAUCCGCUAGGCCGCUGCUACCCACGCCAUGUACUCGAAGCACUGGUGGCACUGUGCGAUAAGUACCAGAUGCAUGUGCUGAGCGACGAGAUCUAUGCUCUGUCAGUAUGGUGUGUGCCCGCCUUUACCUCGGUGCUGUCGCUGCCCCUAGAGAACUUGAUCAACCCGGCUCUAGUGCACAUCUUGUGGGGGGUAUCUAAAGAUUUCGGCGCUAACGGGUGGCGGCUGGGGUGCUUAAUCUCGCUAGCUAAUAAGGACCUGCAGACCGCUGUAGCGUCGGUAGCUAUUGGUUCGUACGCCUCGUCGCUCACUGAUCAUGUGGUUGCGCAGAUGCUCGAAGACGAUGCCUUCACCACCAGCUACCUCGCUGAGAACCAGAGACGGCUGGCCAACGCCUACGCCCGGACGACCGACUUUCUGCGGCGUCACGACAUCCCCUUCAUGCCCUGCACCCACGCCGCGCUCUUUGUGUGGGCAGACCUUGGCACCGCCUACCGCCGCCGCCACCCGCAGUCUGCAGCCGGCAGACAGGAGGCAGUCGACAACAUCAAGAGGGCGCUGUUGGAGCACAAGGUCUAUCUGGCGUGGGGCGGCAACUUUGACAGCGAAUCGCCCGACUUGUUCCGCCUGGCUUUUGCCCACCCGGCCGACUACGUCGACGAGGGACUCCGGCGCAUCGAUCAGGCCUUGAACAGCGGGCCGAUCCAAGGCCCACGCCGCCAAACCCUCGGCUGCCCCCGCCUCUAA
Messenger RNA from Alternaria arborescens, 1305 nucleotides. RefSeq lists its product as hypothetical. The transcript has a single exon. Bases 1 to 1305 code for a protein of 434 amino acids. Lineage: Eukaryota; Fungi; Ascomycota; Dothideomycetes; Pleosporales; Pleosporaceae. Gene Ontology annotation, molecular function: transaminase activity; pyridoxal phosphate binding. The record is from RefSeq and is a predicted model, not a curated record. Gene Ontology annotation, biological process: amino acid metabolic process; biosynthetic process.